UCAAACUAUAUGUGUGAUCUUUGCAGAGAGAAGAUGCCGUUCCACCACGUCAGGUCUACUCUGCUCUACACUGGAAGUCUCCUGAGCCGGACACUGUCUGAAGGGAGCGAAACCUUCCAACUCACCAGCAUCUCCACAGAGGAGCUAGGAGAGAUCCGGGAGGCGUUCCGGGUGCUGGACCGGGAUGGGAACGGGUUUAUCUCUAAGCAGGAGCUGGGCAUGGCUAUGAGAUCCCUGGGGUACAUGCCCAGUGAGGUGGAGCUGGCCAUCAUCAUGCAGAGACUAGACAUGGAUGGUGAUGGUCAGGUUGACUUUGAGGAGUUUGUGACGAUAUUGGGACCCAAACUGCUGUCGUCUGAGACCAGAGAAGGUUUCCUUGGAAGCACCAUCGAUAACAUCUUCUGGCAGUUUGACAUCCAGCAGAUGUCCCUGGACGAGCUGAAGCAGGUUCUGUUUCACGCAUUCCGAGACCACCUGACGAUGAAGGACAUCGAGAACAUCAUCAUCAACGAAGAGGAGAGCCUCAACGAGACAGGGAACUGCCCCGAGUACGAGGGAGUCCAUCCUAAGAAGAAGAACAGACAGACAUGCGUGAGGAAGAGCCUGAUCUGCGCCUUUGCCAUGGCCUUCAUCAUCAGCGUCAUGCUCAUCGCGGCCAAUCAGAUGCUGCGAAACGGCAUGGAGUAAGCCAAUCACACUGUGAGCCUGGGGAGUGGGCCUUACAUUUAAAUGACCUCACUUCCUCUCUCUGCAGCAAAAACAGGAAGACAGACCAGCCAGAACCCAAACACCUCUGUGAAGGACAACUAUCUGUUAUUUUAAUGACGUUUGUUUUGAUUUAUAUCAUGAACAGUAAACAGACAAGAGAGUGCAAGUACUGAAGGACGCACACGGAAAAUGUCGUUUUCAGUGGAAAAAAAGACAAAUCAAAUCAAAAACACUAAGAGGACUUGAUGAACAGACCGGACAUGAUACAAAGCAAUCUUUUAUAUGUUGUGGGCAUAAAGGGAUUCCUUUCAUUUCUGUAUCAGAGAAGGCCACCCCUUUAAGAAUGAUUUUCUA
Molecule: messenger RNA, 1062 nt
Organism: Oncorhynchus nerka (sockeye salmon)
Lineage: Eukaryota; Metazoa; Chordata; Actinopteri; Salmoniformes; Salmonidae
Gene: caln2
Product: calneuron 2
Exons: 5
Coding region: 10-687 (225 amino acids)
Cellular component (GO): trans-Golgi network membrane
Molecular function (GO): calcium ion binding
Source: RefSeq, a predicted model, not a curated record